This is a messenger RNA of Anopheles maculipalpis, 838 nucleotides long. RefSeq names its product 27 kDa hemolymph protein-like. The transcript is spliced from 6 exons. The coding region runs from base 1 to 777 and encodes 258 amino acids. The record is from RefSeq and is a predicted model, not a curated record. NCBI's taxonomy places the organism in Eukaryota, Metazoa, Arthropoda, Insecta, Diptera, Culicidae.
AUGGCAAAAAUUCGUACAACAAUUUUGCUGGUUGGUGUGGUAGCACUUUGUGCAGUGUCAAUUGCUUCCCCCUUGGGAAAGGCGGCUGACUCCUCAUCGGAGGAGUCGGGUGAGACUGGCGAGUUUAUGAAGGAGUUGGCGGAAUUAUGUCAGAACAAUAGUGGUUCCGAUGCAGCGUUCCUUAAUUUGAUGGAAUCCUUCCAAAACACGAUGGUGUGCACUGUGUCCGCUAUUGAUUUGGAUAGUUUUAUUGCGGACGCAGAUAACCUUUCGAAUGAAACUCGUACAACGUUCUUCCCACGCUACUGCCCGCAGCUACGUGCGGCGUAUUCGUGCAUCGAUAAGUUUGUCACCGAUUUCCGUCCGUGUCUUGAAGCCGAUGACUAUGUUAUCGUGAAGGCUCUUGCCGGUAUACUGCCCGAUGCAGUGGAGCUAAUGUGCAGGAAUGAUGGCGAAAUUUUGUUCAAAUUUGAUGAGCCCAAGUAUUCUGAAUGUUUUGAUAAGGUUUCUGACAACUUUGACGAGUGUCUCAACUUCCUUAAUGGAACCGACGCGGACGACUGGGAUAUCUCCCACUUGACGCGCGAACAGUGCAGUGAACUCUCCGGAUUCCGGGAGUGCGUGAAGAGUAAGAUGGACAUUUGCAAGGCGCCGGAUCUAAUCAACGUAUACGAUCUGUUCCACAACUCGCUGUUCCGCAUGACGCCGUGCCGUAAUUACGUAGAAAUUGAAAAGGUCGUUCAAGUCAUUGAUAACAACGAGCUCAACGCGGUCUAGUGCUCGACAGGGAUCAUGAACUGUCUCAUACAGUGGUCUAGUGUUAGGUGAGCCUUUCUAC